AUGCUCGCUAUUCAGCCUACCAAUUCCGGUGGUAUUCCCGACAAGCUAUGGCAGCCACACUUUGUUGCUUUCGACACCACGAUGGGUGAAAUAACAAUCGAAUUGUAUUGGAAACAUGCUCCCAACACUUGCAGGAACUUUGCUGAGCUAGCACGCCGAGGGUAUUACAAUGGAACACAGUUUCAUAGAAUUAUACGAGAUUUCAUGGUGCAAGGUGGCGAUCCAACCGGAACUGGUCGGGGUGGUCAAUCGAUUUACGGGGCCACAUUUGCCGACGAAAUUCAUGGCGAUUUAAAGCACACUGGAGCAGGCAUAGUAUCGAUGGCCAACUCUGGUCCAGACACGAACGGUUCCCAAUUUUUCAUCACACUUGGUCCGACCCAAUGGCUGGAUGGAAAACAUACCAUUUUUGGCCGUAUCCACUCUGGAAUGCAGGUGGUUAAAAGAAUAGGGUUAGUGGAAACGGACAAAAACGAUCGGCCCGUAGAGCCAGUGAAGAUUGUAAAGGGAAAAGUGGAGAAAUAUUGA
Molecule: messenger RNA, 528 nt
Organism: Anopheles marshallii
Lineage: Eukaryota; Metazoa; Arthropoda; Insecta; Diptera; Culicidae
Gene: Cypl
Product: peptidyl-prolyl cis-trans isomerase-like 1
Exons: 2
Coding region: 1-528 (175 amino acids)
Biological process (GO): protein folding; protein peptidyl-prolyl isomerization
Cellular component (GO): catalytic step 2 spliceosome
Molecular function (GO): peptidyl-prolyl cis-trans isomerase activity
Source: RefSeq, a predicted model, not a curated record